Microthlaspi erraticum is the source of this 2076-nucleotide messenger RNA. The record is from the annotation of a GenBank genome assembly. NCBI's taxonomy places the organism in Eukaryota, Viridiplantae, Streptophyta, Magnoliopsida, Brassicales, Brassicaceae.
AUGGAAGUAGAGGGCUCGAGUAGUGGCCGGAGGCAGCUUCCGUCAAAGGAGGAGAUGAGCCGUGGAGCGUAUUUGGCGUGGGAAGACUUGACGGUGGUUAUACCCAACUUCAGUGAGGGUCCGACUCGAAGGUUACUCCAAAGGCUAAACGGGUAUGCAGAACCGGGUCGGAUCAUGGCUAUAAUGGGUCCUUCUGGAUCCGGAAAGUCAACUCUUCUUGACUCUCUCGCAGGUAGGCUCGCAAGAAACGUUAUCAUGACCGGUAAUCUUCUCCUGAACGGCAAGAAAGCCAGACUAGACUAUGGUCUCGUAGCAUAUGUAACACAAGAGGACAUAUUGCUGGGGACACUAACAGUGAGGGAGACAAUAACAUACUCAGCUCACUUGAGGCUUCCAAGUGAUAUGUCGAAUGAGGAAGUGAGUGACAUUGUUGAAGGCACAAUCAUGGAGCUUGGUCUUCAAGAUUGUGCAGACAGAGCCAUCGGAAACUGGCACGCGAGAGGAGUCAGUGGCGGCGAGAGGAAACGUGUCAGCAUCGCUUUGGAGAUCCUCACUCGCCCUCAGAUCCUCUUCCUCGACGAACCCACCACCGGCUUGGACAGUGCUUCUGCGUUUUUCGUGAUUCAGACACUUAGGAACAUCGCUCGCGAUGGCAGAACAGUUAUUUCAUCUAUCCAUCAGCCUAGCAGCGAGGUUUUCGCGCUGUUCGAUGAUCUCUUCUUGCUAUCAAGUGGUGAGUCUGUCUACUUUGGUGAAGCAAAGUCUGCUGUUGAGUUCUUUGCCGAAUCGGGCUUUCCCUGCCCUAAGAAGAGGAAUCCUUCUGAUCAUUUCCUGCGAUGCAUAAACUCGGACUUUGAUACAGUCACAGCUACACUCAAAGGCUCUCAGAGAAUUCAGGAAACACCACCUACAUCAGAUCCACUGAUGAACCUAGCAACACCUGUGAUCAGAGCAAGGCUUGUUGAGAACUACCGGAGAUCAAAGUAUGCGAAAUCCGCAAAAUCUAGGAUUCGAGAACUAUCUAACAUCGAAGGGCACGAGAUGGAAAUGAGAAGAGGAAGUGAAGCAAGCUGGGGGAAACAACUUAGGACACUAACAGCGAGAUCAUUCAUAAACAUGUGUCGUGACAUCGGUUACUACUGGACAAGAAUAGUAAGCUACAUUGUUGUUUCCAUAAGCGUAGGAACCAUCUUCUACGAUGUUGGUUAUAGCUACACAUCAAUCUUAGCCCGAGUCUCUUGUGGCGGAUUCAUCACCGGUUUCAUGACUUUCAUGUCCAUUGGAGGCUUCCCUUCUUUUCUUGAAGAAAUGAAGGUGUUCUAUAAGGAGAGGAUGAGUGGUUACUACGGCGUUGCGGUUUAUAUCCUGUCGAACUACAUCUCUUCUUUCCCGUUCUUGGUUUCGAUUUCGGUUAUCACUGGAACAAUUACUUACAACUUGGUCAAGUUUCGUCCAGGGUUCUCGCAUUACGCUUUCUUCUGUCUCAACCUCUUCUUCUCAGUCUCUGUGAUAGAGAGUCUCAUGAUGGUUGUGGCUUCACUUGUUCCAAACUUCUUGAUGGGUCUUAUCACUGGUGCUGGCCUCAUUGGAAUCAUCAUGAUGACAUCUGGAUUCUUCCGUCUUCUUCCUGAUCUUCCCAAAAUCUUUUGGCGUUAUCCAGUUUCAUACAUAAGCUACGGAUCUUGGGCUAUCCAGGGAGGAUACAAGAAUGACUUUCUCGGAUUGGAGUUUGAGCCUCUAUUCCCGGGUGAGCCAAAAAUGACAGGAGAAGAAGUGAUCAACAAGGUAUUCAGAGUACAGGUGACACAUUCGAAAUGGUGGGACUUAGCUGCGGUUGCAGGAAUCCUUGUGUGUUACAGGCUUCUCUUCUUCGUUGUCUUAAAGCUGAGGGAGAGAGCAGGACCGGCUUUGAAGGCGAUUCAGGCGAAAAGAACGAUGAAGAACCUAGACAGGAGACCUUCUUUCAAGAGAAUGCCUUCUCUGUCUCUGUCACUGUCUUCAAUGUCUUCAAGGAGACAUCAGCCUCUCCGUUCACUUUCUUCUCAAGAAGGCCUUAACUCUCCAGCCCACUACUAG